AUGGACACAGCGGUCGUGAAGCUUCCAUUCCUGAGGCGGAACAACCCGUUCAUCCAGAACAUCAUCGCAGCUGGAUGUCUGUUCUGUAAUCCAGGCCUCUACUUGGCCAUAACUUUUCUCGGUGCUGGCGGUGGUCGAGCAUCAUCAACCAACAUGGCCAAUAUAAGCAACGGCGUUUUGUAUGGCUUCUUUGCGCUCUCUGCGCUCAUGGCAGGUUCUGUGCUGAACACUCUCGGUCCCCGCCUAACUAUGAUGUUUGGCAUCACCGGCUACCCGAUUUAUAUCGGUGCCAUGUGGUAUUAUGACAGUUAUGGCCACAUGUGGUAUCCUAUUCUGGCUGGUGCUUACCUGGGGCUUACAGCUGGAUGUCUCUGGACAACUGCCGCCUAUAUUGCCAACGCAUAUGCCGAGGAGAAAGACAAGGGUCUGUAUCGCGCUAUCCAGUGGUUAGGCAACGUCUGUGGAUCUGCCGUUGGUGCCAGCGUCGCUAUGGGAGUUAGUUGGAAUAGCACGUCCCUCUCUGUUCCGCACCCGGUAUACAUAGCCUUCAUUGUCAUCCAGUGCUGCUCUGUUAGCUUCGCUCUAUUGCUUCUACCGUCUGACCAGUUGCGCCGCACAGACGGCACCGCAUUAGCAUCCUUCCCACGCAUCUCGCUGUGGGAUUCAUUAAAAAUGACAAUGGGGCUCUUCAGGGACUGGAGGAUUGUGUUGAUGAUCCCUGCGUGUUUCACGCCGGAAAUGUUCUUUCCGUUUCAGUCAUCAAUGAAUGCAUAUGCUUUCGAUCUCCGGACCAGAACGCUUAACAGUUUGCUGAACAAUCUCAUUCAGAUUCCGGUCACCUUAUUCGUAGGGCUUUUACUUGACACCGAGAGAAUCAGAAGCCGAAGGAAGCGUGCCUUUCUGGGUAUUACCUUUGACGCUGUAUGGAUUACUGGUGCCUACAUUGCCCAGACUAUCUGGCUCUCGAGCUGGAAGUUUGACAGGUCUGUGGCAGGCCCAUCGAUCGACUGUACCGAUCCAGCCUAUGCAGGUGCUGUUGUUAUCUACAUGCUCUACGCGGCGCAAUAUGGCAUCUUUCAGAAUGUUGUCAUGUAUGUGCUGGGGAGUUUAACAAAUGACCCUUAUAAAUCGGCAACUAUCGGUGGCUUCUUCGUCGCUUGGCUUAGUUCUGGCACAGCCGUGUCUUUUGGCGUAGACGCCACAGCGCAACCAUAUGAGAACGAAAACGCCGCUUAUUUUGCACUCUCCACGCUGUGUUGGCCAAUCUUAUACUUCGUUGUAUGGAAGUAUACAAGUGACACGAACUAUCUCAAGGAAGACACAGUCAUCUCCCCGAUACAUGUCAGAGUGGCUCAGGAGAUUGAGGGCGUGGCGCCGUCUUCUAAAGCGGAUAUCGAAAAUUCGGUAUCCGAGAAGUCAGAGAAAUAG
This is a messenger RNA of Talaromyces atroroseus, 1428 nucleotides long. RefSeq lists its product as hypothetical. The transcript has 4 exons. Lineage: Eukaryota; Fungi; Ascomycota; Eurotiomycetes; Eurotiales; Trichocomaceae. Bases 1 to 1428 code for a protein of 475 amino acids. The record is from RefSeq and is a predicted model, not a curated record.